Messenger RNA from Colletotrichum phormii, 1092 nucleotides. RefSeq names its product methyltransferase domain-containing protein. The transcript is spliced from 2 exons. The record is from RefSeq and is a predicted model, not a curated record. The coding region runs from base 1 to 1092 and encodes 363 amino acids. NCBI's taxonomy places the organism in Eukaryota, Fungi, Ascomycota, Sordariomycetes, Glomerellales, Glomerellaceae. Gene Ontology annotation, molecular function: methyltransferase activity.
AUGUCACCGUCGCCCCCGCCCCAGCCGCGACACCGCUCACGAUCAGGAUCGGGAGGACGGCAGACACCGCAGGAUUUCGAGGCCGAGAACGUUGUCGAGGCCGACACUGAUGACGGCGCGUCGUCGCGGGCGGGGGACGAGGUCUGGGAUGAGGGGUUCGACGGCAGCAGCAUCGGCAACCACUCGGCCUCGACGUCGCUGUCCAACAGCGUGCGCGACUACGUCUUUGAGAACACGCGGCGGUAUCACAAGUACAUGGAGGGCCGGUAUUUGAUGCCCAAUGACGAGCCGGAGCAGGAGCGCGAGGAUAUGAAGCAUGCUAUGUGCGUGAAUGUCAUGGAUGGGAGGCUUCAUUGCGCGCCGUUGGAGAACCCGCAAAAGAUUAUCGAUAUUGGUACGGGGACGGGAAUCUGGGCCGUUGAUAUGGGCGACGAGUACCCAGAAGCAGAUAUAUCCGGCAUCGACCUGAGCCCAAUCCAACCAACCUGGGUACCCCCCAACGUCCGCUUCGUCGUCGACGACGCAGAGGCAGACUGGGUCUGGCCGCCAUCCUCCCUCGACUUCGUGCACGCGCGGCACAUGUGCAUGGCAGUCAAGAACUGGCCGCGCAUGCUCUCCCAAGCCUUCACCGCGCUGAAGCCCGGCGGCUGGAUCGAGCUGCAGGAGCUGCGGUUCGUCCUGCAGUGCGACGACGAGACGGUGCCCGGCGCCGAGGAAUAUGGUUACGGCAAGUUUGUGGACCUCUGCAUGUCCGGGUUUCGGAGCUUCGGCAUCAACCCGCUAGCGAUGGAGAGGAACUCGGAGAUGCUCCGCGAGAGCGGGUUCGGAAAUGUUGUGGAAAAGGUGUGGAAGGUGCCCAUUGGGACGUGGCCAAGAGACCAGAAGCUCAAGACGAUAGGGCUGUAUAACCGCAGUAUGCUCAUUGAUGCGCUACAGGCUGUGAGUAUGGCGCCGUUGACGAGGGGGCUCAAGUGGAGUGCUUCCGAGGUGGAGGUGUUCUUGAUUGAUGUGCGAAAGAGUUUGAUGAAUGUGUCGAUACACUCGUAUCUGACGUUUCAUGUCGUGUAUGGGCAGAAGCCUUAUGAUAGCUAG